Armigeres subalbatus is the source of this 683-nucleotide messenger RNA. RefSeq names its product N-alpha-acetyltransferase daf-31 (gene vnc). Gene Ontology annotation, biological process: N-terminal protein amino acid acetylation. Gene Ontology annotation, cellular component: NatA complex. The transcript has a single exon. Bases 1 to 582 code for a protein of 193 amino acids. Gene Ontology annotation, molecular function: protein-N-terminal-glutamate acetyltransferase activity; protein N-terminal-serine acetyltransferase activity. The record is from RefSeq and is a predicted model, not a curated record. NCBI's taxonomy places the organism in Eukaryota, Metazoa, Arthropoda, Insecta, Diptera, Culicidae.
AUGAAUAUCCGUUGCGCAAAACCCGAGGACUUGAUGAACAUGCAGCACUGUAAUUUGCUGUGCCUGCCGGAAAACUAUCAAAUGAAGUACUAUUUCUACCACGGACUAACGUGGCCACAACUCAGCUACGUGGCAGAGGAUGACAAGGGCAACAUCGUGGGGUACGUUUUAGCCAAAAUGGAAGAGCCCGAACCUGGUGAGGAGAGCACACAUGGUCAUAUUACUUCGUUAGCGGUGAAGCGGUCUUACCGUCGGUUGGGAUUGGCUCAAAAACUUAUGAACCAGGCGUCCCAAGCCAUGGUGGAAUGCUUCAAUGCGCAAUAUGUGUCGCUGCAUGUUCGGAAAUCAAAUCGAGCCGCUUUGAAUCUAUACACCAACUCGCUUGGGUUCCGGAUUCUGGAAAUCGAACCAAAAUAUUACGCGGACGGGGAGGAUGCCUACUCGAUGCGACGCGAUCUGGCGGAGUUGUCUAAAUUAUUUGGUGCCGGGAGAGAAUUGCCAUCCGAUAAUAGCGACGGAUUGAUAACGAACCAUAAGGGUGGAAGCCAUGCCCAUGCUGGGCAUGAUGGACACUGCUGUUGAACUGCCGAAAACAAUAACUCUUUCUUUUAAUUACGAUAGAAGCAGUCAUGUAACAGUAAAAGUAAAAACUAAUAUAAGCCAAAUCGCAGGUUUGAAUGGGA